AACACUCCACAAACAAAUAAUGAUAUUGUUUGAACAUUUUUCAUUCAGUGUAGCAAAGUAAAAUGCAAGUGGAACUCUUUUCUCAGCCAUGAUUCCGUUUCUUUUAAUCUUGCUGUUUGGAAAAAGUUUUUCUAUGCAAGAACUGUUUCCUUAUGGGUAUCAUGAAGGAGAUGCUCGACUUUGCAAGAAUAUGGAAAGACUGGAUUUAAAAUUUUCAAUGAAGUUAUUUUAUCACGAACAUGAGAAGAUUUACAUACAUCAAGAUGGCAUUAUCUCUAUCAAUAAACCGUUGUCUGAUGGUAUAGGUUUGUUAUCAGAUAAGACUGUGUUAGCGAUUUACUACAAACCAGUAAACAGAUGUCUUGGUGGAGAUAUUUAUUAUCGUGAGGAACAUAAGCCCACUUUGCUCAGACGAGCUGGAAUAACAAUCGCAAGAAAUUAUCCUGAGCGGAAAGAUAUUAUUAAUGCGGUUAUAAUAACCUACAUUGACAUGCCUUCGGCAGAAUAUCCCGAGAAAAUUAAUACAUUUCAAGUUACUCUUGCAUCGGAUCGCUAUAGUACUUACGCCAUUAUGAACUAUCCUCGUUUGAACUCAAACAACGCUACUGUUGGUGUUUCUGAUCCAUUUUGCAGAUGGGAGGAAUUUGUCAAUCCAAAGAACAGCAAUCAAUUAUCAUUGACAUCGAACAUCAAUCAAACCGGUGUUUAUGUUUACAAGCUGACUCAGAGAUGCAUCCAAACAUAUGGCUAUUCAUUUGUUAAUAACAGAGACUAUGGACAAUUACGAAAUUCUAAAAUCACAUUCCAUGAUGUUGUAGACGGUGUCUUAAAGGUCGACUUGUACCUCUACAAACUUUCCAACAAGUAUCUACAAGAUGUUCACUUUAAUUUAUCAAUCUAUGUUGGAAAAAAUGCAGAUAUGCAUAAUCGCUACAGAGAGGCAAAUGAACCUGCACUACUGAAGAGAGCAACGAAAGAUGUCCGUGACUACAAUAAUAACUCUUUUGUAGCCAGUCAAGGCUAUUUAAUGGCAUUUAGGGACAAACGUUACACACUUGAAAAUGUCUGGACCUUUCAAAUUUACAUAGUACGUGGUAUUGAUGACUCAUUUUACUGUCUUUUCAUCUUUACUACUGGCAGACAAAUCAGCAUCACUUCAAAUUUUAAAGAGUCUAAAUCGAUUCAUGCGAGUUUGCCAAACGAUUGGAUGAAGAACUGGUACUUUGUUAACAAGGACUUGCAACUGGGCAGUGCCUAUGCAUUCAAGAAGAAUUUCAAUGAUCUGACAAAGAAACUUGAAUUCUACAAGCAAAAUGGCAAUGAAGAUGUUUCAGAUAAACAAAUUUACUAUUUUAAUUCAUCCACUUUGGAUAUGAGAAAGACCUAUAACUAUUUCGCAUAUGAGAACGAGGAAGUUUUCAACAGAAUGAUGGGGAAAAUCUAUUUCAAAGUUACAGAUAAUUUUUAUAUUGCUUUCUACUUUUACAUUGAUUACGACAUGGGUGAUUUUGACCGAUAUCCUUUAGACGUUAGCGCUAUGCAUCGUAGAAACGCAUUAGAUAAAAACACAAGAGAAAAAGUCCGUGAAGAUAUUCAAAAAGUAUCGAAUAUAACCUUCUAUCCAGAGGAAGUUUUGGUGUUGACAUUUUUUCUGACUGGAGAAGGAGGGUUUAAUUCAAAAUUUCAACUCGCAAUCGCUAGAAAUGGAGAAACUAUAUAUGUUAUUGUUCAAAGUGACUCGUACAAACACUUUGUCCACUAUGCAAUGAUAUAUAAGUACUGUAAACACAUAGGAAGUAUUUCAGCUAUCUCCAGAAACAAUGUGUUUUUACUAACAAACACCACUUGCCAUCCACCAGUUAUCUAUCCUUAUCACUUUUCUGGAUCAACUUCUGUUCAUCCGUACUCGAGAGGCAUGUCAGGCGGUGUUGACAGGAUUAAAUUCUCCCCUGCCAUCCCCUUUUUCUCAUCAAAGACAAGUACAGUUUGGUAUACCCAGUACGGCACCCUUUUCGAUGAUAAAUCUUCAAACGUGCCGACAAAAAACCAUCAAACAGAUUUUGAAAAAUUCCCUUUUCAAGGCAUUGUAUUAGCUGUGUUUAAAGGAGUUCGGUGGCAUAGUUUCGAUUAUGGUACAACAGAGGAGCUACCUUUACGAGCUCAAGCAGAUGAAGAUAUAAAAAAGUUCACAAAUGAAAGUUUUAAAUCAACUCAACUCUCCUUCUUUACAUUUGGAUAUGGAAACAACGAAUACUCGCAGGUUGUACUAGCGACAGAUAAGAAACAGUUAUAUGGAAUUUUUAAUUUCGCCAGAAGUAGUUAUAAGGAAGGAUUGGUUGGUUUUGGGGAAGACUUCUGCGGCUGGAAAAAUUAUGCUUCAGGAUGGGAAAGCAGUCAGUUGGGAAGAACAUCAAACAUUGGUGUGCCAGGAAGACAUGUCAUGCGAUUAAGUUCUGAUAACUGUAACAAAACAGUUCUGUUUCCAUAUGGACCAAAUGUUGGAGAUGUAGAAAUGCAGCGAGGUGAUAAUUAUGUGGAAGUGAUGAAGCUAAAUACAUCAUUCCCGGGUUUUGAGAAGUCACUUUAUAUUAGUACAAAUGGUGUUGUGUCACCAAUGCUUAAUACGUCAGUUGAAAUUGAUUAUCAUAGAGAAAUGAUGGAUUAUCCUUAUGUUGCCAUCGCACCAUUUCAUGGAGAUUUUGAUACAUCUCAUAGUGGACACAUUUAUUACAGAGAAUCAAGAGAUCCUGAGUUAUUAAGACAAAUAAACGAAUCUAUUACAAAAUCACAAAUGGUUUAUUCUCCAGUGACGCAUGCGUUAGUCAUAUCUUUUGUUGAUAUACCCAAUCAUGAUUCACCCCAAGAACGAAAUACAUUCCAAAUAGUAAUAGCCCACAAUGCAUCGCAAGAUGUUUAUAUGGUUUUUAAGUACACACAUUUAGAUAGCACAAAGGGUUCGGCAUUCUGGAAAUACUGUGGAGAAAAUAAUUUGUUAGAUCGAAGUAUAUUCCAUUAUACAGAAAACCCGUCGACGCUAGUUGGAGGGUCAAAUCCAAAUGCAAAUGUAGCGGGGGAAUAUUGGUUUCACAGCAAAAUCGCUUGUCGUGCUCAAACAGUACUACAGGACUUAAAACCAGUCCGGAUUGGACAUGAUUUCAUCAAAGUGAUGUGGAAGAUGACCGCUGUUGAUGAUGUGCAAUGGAUGCGACUUCAUGAAUUUGGAAGUUUUGAAAAUAAAACAAAAGUAUUUUGUAUUCAUAGCAAAAGAACAUCCUAUCAAAUUAACUAUCUGGCUCCUGGUCAAACCUAUGAUAUUGAGGUCUUCUCAAGAGUAGUACCUUUUACGCUUCGAAGAUAUGUUGGAUUGUAUGGCAUCUCAACUCUUCCAAUUGCGGGCGUUCGUAAUGUAUUUGUGACACAACAGAAAACUGGAGGGAAACUUCAUUGGUCUGUAAAUCAAGAAUUGUUCGUGGAUGUUUUUAAUGUUCAAGUCAUCGUUAACCACACUUCCACAGAUUUUGAUGGAUCGUUCGAGUAUAACUUUACUUUGUGGGAUGGUACAUAUGAAUUUAAUGGAACUAUAGGUUCAGUACAUAGCUUUGAGAUAACAUUGUGGUUUCAUGAUGAAGCAAGUCCCCCUGCAAUAUACUCAUAUACGCUGAAAGGAAACAAAAACGAUUCAAAGUUGGACAUUAUCAUAUCAAUCGCUUCUGUCUCUGUUUGUCUCAUCAUUGCGCUCAUCUUGAGGUAUCGUUACCAAAGAAAAAAGCUGAAACGAAAGGCGAAUCGAUUUCUUUUAGCACGUGGAAAUAAGAAGUUGGAUCCUGAUCGAAGUAUUCUUGAACAAUGCAACAACUUAAGCUACGACCCAAAAUUUGAAUUUCCAAGAAAUAACAUUUCACUGCUGCGAGUUCUUGGAGAAGGUGCAUUUGGACAAGUAUGGAUGGCCUCUGCACAUGGAAUAGAAUGGUUAAGACCAAGAAGAAAGAACAAAGGGAGUAUAGUGAAAAAAAUGUUCUCGAGAAAUAACAGAAAAACUAUUGUAGCCGUUAAAUCAUUAAAAGCUAGCGCAACUGAGAAUGAAUACAAAGAUCUGGCAAACGAAUUGAAACUUUUGAUUCACAUUGGUGAACAUAGAAACAUUGUAAACCUCCUUGGUGCUUGCACAAAAGACGACGAUCUGCUAGUAAUACUGGAAUUUUGCUCGAAGGGUGCUUUACUAAGCUAUAUUCGAUUGCGUCGCGAUGAUUUCAAACCAACAUGGUAUCGUAAUGAGGAUGAGAUUGUGAACUUUUUUUUACUAACUAGGAUUGGUGUGCAAAUUGCUGAUGGGAUGAGCUUCCUAGAAGAAAAAAAAUGUGUGCAUCGAGAUUUAGCGGCAAGAAACAUUCUGUUGACUGAUGAUAUGACUGUAAAAGUGGCAGAUUUCGGUCUUGCGAGAGACACUACUGGGGAGAAUUACUACCACAAGAAAACUGAGGGGAUGCUUCCCAUUAAAUGGAUGGCACCAGAAGCAAUUAUUGAGCAGAAAUACACUUCGAAGAGUGACGUAUGGUCUUUCGGUAUACUUUUAUGGGAGAUUUUUACACUCGGAUCAACACCAUAUCCAACCAUAAAAAAUUCUGACAUACUGCAUUACAUUAAAAGCGGAGAGAGGCUUGAAAGUCCGAAGGAUUGUCCAGAAGAUAUCUAUAAAGUGAUGUUGGAUUGUUGGUCGCAUACCACUGAAGCAAGACCAAACUUUCUUGAUGUAAGAAAUGAGAUUGACGGUAUCCUAACAAGCAACGAACAAAGUGUUUUCUCGAAGACGACGAUGGCAAGUGUUUAUAAUUUGGAUUAUCGAAAGACAGGAAAGUCGCAAACAGAAGCGUCAAAUAAAUAUACAAAGGAAAUGCCAAGUUAUAACAUUGAUAAAGAAGAAGAAGAAGAAACUAACGGUGACGAGGACGACGGUAAUGGCACCUUAUACUUGACUCUUGGUGGAGAUGAUGAGAAGAAUAUUGGUGAAGUCAACAGUUCUUUCAACAUGGAUGAACAACCGUACGCAAACCAACUUGAACUAACCACGGAUGAUUCGUACCUAAUUCUAAAGAAAAGCGACUUUACAGGUAACAGUGUCGACACGAAGGGACCUGCUGACGUUCAAGAGGACGCCGAUGAGUCGGAUCUUCGACUGACAACAGAAAAUACUCAAUUUGAGAAUACCUUUGAAAUACAGGGAGAAGAGAAAAAAAGAAUAACAUGGAAAGAUAUAGAAGAUGGCGAAACUUCACAAAGAGAGAUCGAAAAUGUUACCGAACUAGAAGUUAAAUGUGUAGAUAAAAUCGCAACAUAUGCAAAUCUGCAAGAAGACGAAGGUAGACUCAAUACAGGAAGUAAUAAAAUGGGAGAAUUUGAAAUAGAAAUGAAGACAUACGGAGAUGUGUUUUGUGGACCGACAAAUGAGCCAAUCAAAAAUCAAGAUGAUAAUGCUGAACAACUUGAAGAUACAUCCAGCAAAGAGGCUGAUGGUAAAAUUGAUCAUUUUGUGGAUAAUGAUGCCAUUGAAAAUGCAUCUCAGCAACAGAUCAAAAAUUUAAAUGUUGCAGAAACGAGCUUAACAGAUAAUGAAGUUAAACACAUAGUUGAGAUGCAUUACCAUGCAUUGGAUGUUGAUGACAUAAAGGAGAGAUUGCGUCCUGCCGAAAUUGAAAAUGAAGAACAAUGCAACAGCAAAAAUGAGAUAAAAGAAGAUAAGGAAAACAAAGUUGAGGCAAACGAGGAAUCUAAUACCAAUCACGACGUAAAUGAUUGUCACACUAAAGACAAGAAUACAAAUGGAUCUGAUGAUAAAAAAACAAAAGUAAAGACAUAUGUCGAGGGAGAAGUUGAGACGAAUGUCGAGGGAGAAUUUGAGACGAAUGUCGAGGGAGAAGUUGAGACGAAUGUCGAGGGAGAAGUUGAGACGAAUGUCGAGGGAGAAGUUGAGAAGAAUGUCGAGGGAGAAGUUGAGAAGAAUGUCGAGGGAGAAGUUGAGACGAAUGUCGAGGGAGAAGUUGAGAAGAAUGUCGAGGGAAAAGGUGAGAAGAAUGUCGAGGGAGAAGUUGAGAAGAAUGUCGAGGGAGAAGUUGAGACGAAUGUCGAGGGAGAAGUUGAGACGAAUGUUGAACGAAAGGAUGAUACAAAUGUCGAACGAAAAGAUGAUACAAAUGUCGAACGAAAUUAAUGAAUAUUUGGGGGAUAUAUAAAGAUAUUUAAAAUUGCAUAAAAUGUGAAAAUCCUGCAGACAUGGAAGCCUGGGGAACGGAUCAUUGUUAUUUCAUGAAAUCGCUAUUGCUUAUGUAUGGUUACACAUAGUUCAGAACAAGUAAAUUAUUUUGUAAUGGGGAAGUUACACGAGUGCCACACACAACAAAGAAAAUGUUAAAACCCUAAAACGACUUCUCUUUUCUUUCUGUAAUAUUUCACCACGAGAGAAUGUUACCUAAUUAUUUAAUAAAAAAUUAACACGGACAUA
Messenger RNA from Hydractinia symbiolongicarpus, 6496 nucleotides. RefSeq lists its product as uncharacterized. NCBI's taxonomy places the organism in Eukaryota, Metazoa, Cnidaria, Hydrozoa, Anthoathecata, Hydractiniidae. Bases 89 to 6205 code for a protein of 2038 amino acids. The record is from RefSeq and is a predicted model, not a curated record. Gene Ontology annotation, biological process: cell-matrix adhesion; positive regulation of kinase activity; protein phosphorylation. Gene Ontology annotation, molecular function: ATP binding; transmembrane receptor protein tyrosine kinase activity. The transcript is spliced from 21 exons. Gene Ontology annotation, cellular component: signaling receptor complex.